UGGAUUACUUCUUGAUGGUAGAUUCAGUUAUCAACAGAUAUUCGAAAACCAGAACUUAUAGAGCCCACCAAAACGUGUUUGAUUGAUGAGAGUACCCAAAAAAACGUUGCUUAAUUUUUUUUUAUGACAUAUAAAUAGAAAAGAAAAAUUUCUCCACGUUAAAUUUUUUUUAUUAGAGUUUUAUCGUUUAAAAGGCUGUAAAAUCAGUUUAGUUCAGAGACAGAGGAAAUGUCCUUCCAGGAUGUGUUGAAAAGAGGGGAUGAAUUCCUUUCAGAAUACCCUAGAAGAGCUGGCUUUUGGAAUUAUGCUUCCCAUGCAACAUGUUUGAUGAUGAUCUUGCAGUCAAAACUACUUCUUAAUGUGCUAUACAAACCUAGAUUACAUGAUGUCCAUAAAUUAGAUGAUGCCUUCGCAAAGGCAAGGUCAGAGAAAAGAGCAUUGUUAACUGUCAUGAAUCAUAUGUCUGUGGUAGAUGAUCCUACUUUCUUUGCAGCAUUACCAAUGAGAUAUCAUUUACAUGUCGAUGAUAUAAGAUGGGGAUUUGGAGCUCAUAAUGUUUGCUUUUCAAAUUUAACUCAAUCUUGGUUUUUUAACUUGGGUAAGAUUUUAGGAACUAAAAGAUUUGGUGAAGGUCCAUUUCAAGGUUCCUUAGAUGCCGCAAUUAGAAUUUUAAGUCCAGAUGAUACUUUAGAUUUAGAAUUUUGUCCUGGAGUUAAAGAUAUUGAAAAACCAAACUUAUUACAAGAAGUUAAUCAAAUAACUCCUCAACCAAAAGAUACUACCAACUUAGUCAAAUUCAUCAAACCAUCCCCAGAAUCAACUAAUGUUUUAAUGUCAAAAUCUCCAUUCAUACGAACAAGAACUUCUUGGUUCCAUGUUUUCCCUGAAGGGUUUGUAUUACAACUUAAAGAACCACAUAACAACUCAAUGAGAUAUUUCAAAUGGGGUGUAUGUCGUUUGAUACUAGAAAGUACAAGAGCUCCAGUAGUUGUUCCUGUUUUUGCUUCUGGAUUUGAAAAAAUUGCUCCUGAGACAGCUGAAGAAAUUGGAUUCAGAAGAUGGUUACCAGGUAAUUUAGGUGCUGAGAUUCAUAUCAGUUUUGGAGAUGCAUUCCCUGAUGCCACCAUAGAAAAAUAUAGACAAAAAUGGAGAGAUUUAGUUAAGAAAUACAUUGAUCCCAAGAAUCCAACUGAUCUUACCCAAGAAUUAAAAGAAGGAAAGAAAGCUCAACAAUUAAGAUCUGAGUUAGCAGCUGAAUUAAGAGAAUCAGUAUUAGAUUUAAGAAAUUCACAAGGUAUGUUUAAACCAGAAGAUCCUCGUUUCAAAGAUCCAGUAUUUUGGAGAGAAUAUACCUCUACUGAAGGUAUGAGUGAUCCUGACGUUAGCUUUGUUGGAUUAAACUGGGCUGUCAAAAAGUUACAAAAGCAUUUGCCUGAAUAUACAGAAAAGUAGAUCAAGACAACACGGGUUUAUAAAAAGAAAUAUAUAGUAAAUACAACAUGUAUAUAGAGGGCAAAUAAAAUAGUAAUUGCUAACAUAAUAUAAUUUAAUUUAAUAUAA
Scheffersomyces coipomensis is the source of this 1560-nucleotide messenger RNA. It is a transcript of the gene TAZ1, whose product is annotated as lysophosphatidylcholine acyltransferase. Gene Ontology annotation, molecular function: 1-acylglycerophosphocholine O-acyltransferase activity. Gene Ontology annotation, biological process: cardiolipin acyl-chain remodeling; inner mitochondrial membrane organization. Bases 229 to 1452 code for a protein of 407 amino acids. The record is from RefSeq and is a predicted model, not a curated record. Gene Ontology annotation, cellular component: mitochondrial membrane. The transcript has a single exon. NCBI's taxonomy places the organism in Eukaryota, Fungi, Ascomycota, Pichiomycetes, Serinales, Debaryomycetaceae.